Molecule: messenger RNA, 5262 nt
Organism: Haliotis rufescens (red abalone)
Lineage: Eukaryota; Metazoa; Mollusca; Gastropoda; Lepetellida; Haliotidae
Exons: 5
Coding region: 299-4783 (1494 amino acids)
Molecular function (GO): protein binding
Source: RefSeq, a predicted model, not a curated record
GGUCAUGAAUAUGCAUGAGGGCGUCUUUUUUUAGAUACAGACUCCUGUGGGUGGAGCUUGCUUCUGCUAUCCUACACGACUGUGAGGAGCUUAUAAACAGUUAUAUUUAGCACGGGUUUUUCCUGCUUCCUUGCAGAGGGUCUUGACUCUGGUUUCGUUCACACAUUUCUCCUUCAUACAACACAGUAAGAUGAUGAUGACGAGUUUGGUGCCAACUUAGAUUGAAGACCCUCAUGAAAGACAGGAAGUAGUGAAGAAUCUUCAAAGAUAGAGAUUAGAGUGGCUGAAGUUGUUGAAUAUGGCCGAGAUGAAGAAAGGUCAAAGUGACACAGACAGUGAAGAAUGUACACCAGCAAAGUGCAGGAGGAAAAGCAAUGAUGAGGACAACCCGCCUGGAACCACUGACGGAUCAGGAAGUACUGUGGAGGAUUCAGGAAAUAAAGAUGUUGAUGAAGAGAGUGUUGACGAAUGUUUGUUUGGUGACAUGACAGUUGAAGAAGAGGGAGAUGAAAUCGAAGAUAUGUAUGAACUUGGAGCAUGUGCUACAAAGGUCAAAUUCCAGACGGUUCAACAACAGUCGUACCAACUUGUAGGUAAAGACACCACGGCAGUAGCACAACACAUUGUGGGAUGUUGUCAGCAACCACAGGGAGAAAUAGCGUCAACAUCACAGCAGGGGACACAACUCCAGCAAGCUUCAGCUGCUGAUGAUGAUCAGACAACAAGUCAGGCACAGUUGUCAACAACUACGUCUUGUGUAGUCCCCGAAACAACGAUUGUACAAGUCCCCAGAACAGCAGCACUGACACCAGCGUCCACAUCCACUCUUCUACCCAGAAUACCAGGAUCUGUUGUAUCAGAGAUACAGUCAUCAGGGCUACCUGGGGUACCAGUGCCUGUGGAUUCUCCCGCAGUUGUCCAGUACAACAAUUUCUACGUACGGCAGAAUUUUGAGGAUGUGACAGUCAGGGGCGCCAGGAAUCUGAACUUUGGCGGAACCCAGAACAUUAGAGGAACACAGAACGAUGGUGCACCUCGGACCAACCAGGAAGAGGAGAAACAACUGACUGCAGCACAGAAGAUCAGGAAAAGAACGGAAUCCAGGAUACAGUCGUGGACCAAAGACAUGGUGGAGACAGAAGCCCUCCAGAAGGUGACAGACAAGCUAGACAGAGGAGCAACAUGGGUGACAAUUAAAGGAAGGCCAGGAGAGGGGAAGUCUACAAUAGCCUACAUGGCUCUCAAAGAUCAGCACACUCAGGGGAGACAAGUGUAUCAGGUGGUGUCACCGGAGGAGUUCAAUGAGGUCAUAACGGUCUGCACAAACCCUGUCAUUAUGUUAGAUGACAUAUUUGGUGAUCUGGAAUUUGAUGUAGCAGAAUGGGCCAAGUGGAGACCAAGUCUACAACCUAUUGUGGAUGUGAAAGAUCCUGAUAAAUAUACAGAAAAAGAUUCCGAAGACGUAUCCACUAAUAUUGAAAAUGGUAUAAAGAGAACAAAAGAUGAGCAAACACAGCUGAAAAGAACAGCGCCUAACAAAAAAUAUACUAUCAUUAUCCUCGUAGGCCGUGAUUAUGUGCUGAAAUCCUCAUUGGCAGACUUGGGAAAGAUGGCAGAUUACAUAUCUAGUCCCCUCUAUGUGGUGGAAGUUCCUUCUCAGAGAGACUCUUAUGAACGAAGGAAGAUUUGGCAUGUUCAUGUCAAAACAAAGACAAAGAUGGACUUUGAUGAGUCAACUGUGUCUCAGAUAUGUCAGGCUGACUGUCCACACGGCUUUCCCCAUGUAUGUAAAAUGUUUGUCGCGACAUAUGGAAAGGAUCAGACGCAACCUUCAGCAGAGACUGUUUUAGAUUUUUUUAAAAUACCUCUUGUGUUCCUCAAAAAGACUUUGGAUAAAUUUCUUAAGGAUAAGAUAAAGCGUUCACUGUUCAUGGCUAUGAUUAAAAGAGAUGGGAAGGUUAGUGGACAGGAGUUGGAGGAGGAUGAUAAUCUUGCGUAUGAAAGCAUAACAGCUGCUGAUGAUUUGGUUGGAUCCUACCUCAUGAAGGAAGAUGACACAUACAUGUUUGACCAUCCCUCUAUAUAUGACAGUGUUGCUUUAAUACUCAGUACAAAACAAUCAAAGUUUGUCAUCGAAAAUUGUAGUUUGUCAUUCAUCCAUCAGCGACUUCGUCUUAAACCAUCCACAAGACAAAGGGAAAGUGUUCCUAGUGAGACCGGUCUUGUUGCAAACAUCUCAUGGACCUUUGCUCGACAUUUAGCCAGAAGAUUUGCAACUGAUACUGAGAGAGGCAAUUUGUUGCAUGUCUUAUCGCACCAGGCAUGUUGUAAUUCAGAGUUUAUUGACUUGCUCAUGGACUGUCUGAAGACAAACUGUCACAUGUCUGUUCCUGAUCUUCUGAAACUAGUUGAUAAUUCUUCAAGACAAUACGUUAUAAGAGACGAGUCACAUUCAUUUUUGAAAUUGCUUUCAAGCAACAAGUCACAUCAUCUAAUCAAAUUUAUUAUGGAGAAAGAAAACAUAUCAUUCAGCCAAAGUGAAAUGCGUGACAUUUUACUUGGGGUGUGCAAGAAUGCUGCUUGUAGUGUAUUGACCUACAUCAGUGAACACAUGAAGCUUGACAUGGAUGCUAGAUAUGGUCGGCUUAAUGUAACUCCGAUCAUGUUAGCAGCAGAAACCAAAAACAGUGAGUUUGUCGAUCAGAUUCUGGCCCUUGCCCCUGACCUGAAUGCAUGCAAUAAACUAGGAGAUACUGUCUUUCAUUACCUUUGCAAGUAUGGCCUUACAUCAGCCGUGGAAAAAGCAAUUAACACGGGUGUGGAUGUCAAUGUGCAUCGUGUAAAUGGUGACGAUUUGUACCUUGCCAUACAAAAUGGUCACUUAGGGGUGGUGAAACUGCUGGUGAAAACAGGAUUUGAUCUGGAUAACCAGAAAGGUCUUAGAUUUGCUUCUAUGAGCCAGAACAAGGACAUGCUAGACUUUCUUUUAGACAGAGGAGCACAGGUUGAUGGUGAUGUUGUAAACAGUGCUUGUGAGGUGGGGAACUUGACUAUGGUCAAAAUGUUAUUUGAGAAGGGUGCUACUGUUGACAUGAUGUCAUCUAAUGGAGAAACUCCUCUUCACAGCUCAUGUAGACGACACUCAGAUGUUAUGUCAUUUCUGCUGGCGAAAGGAGCAAGUGUGAAUCAACUUUCAUCUGAUACAGGUGACUCACCACUUCAUAUAGCAGCAUAUGAGGGACAUACAGUGUGUGUCAAUGUCUUACUGAAGGCCGAGGCUGAUGUGAAUGUACAGAAUAAUACAGGUGACACACCACUUCAUACAGCAGCAGAUGAAUUCUUUAGAUCUACAGAGUGUGUUGAAGAGUUACUGAAGGCUGGGGCUGAUAUGAAUGUACAGAACAAUACAGGUGACACGCCACUUCACACAGCAGCAACAGCAGCAAGAUGGGGAUUUAUAAACUGUGUUGAAGUGUUACUGAAGGCUCGGGCUGAUGUGAAUGUACAGAACAAUACAGAUGACACGCCUCUUCAUAAAGCAGCAGCAGCAGCAAGGUGGGAAUCUACUAACUGGCUUGAAGUGUUACUGAAGGCCGGGGCUGAUGUGAAUGUACAGAAUAAUACAGGUGACACGCCACUUCAUAAUGCAGCAGUGUGGGGAUCUACAGAGAAUGUUGAAGAGUUACUGAAGGCUCGGGCUGAUGUGAAUGUACAGAAUUCUACAGGUGACACGCCACUUCUUAAUGCAGCAGUGAGGGAUUGUACAGAGAAUGUUGAAGAAUUACUGAAGGCCGGGGCUGAUGUGAAUGUACAGAAUAAUACAGGUGACACACCACUUCAUGCAGCAGCAUUGUUUGGAUCUACAGAGUGUGUUGAAGAGUUACUGAAGGCCGGGGCUGAUGUGAAUGUACAGAAUACUACAGGUGACACGCCACUUCAUAAUGCAGUAGUGAGGGAAUCUACAGAGAAUGUUGAAGAGUUACUGAAGGCCGGGGCUGAUGUGAAUGUACAGAAUACUACAGGUGACACGCCACUUCAUAAUGCAGUAGUGAGGGAAUCUACAGAGAAUGUUGAAGAGUUACUGAAGGCCGGGGCUGAUGUGAAUGUACAGAAUACUACAGGUGACACGGAACCUCAUAAUGCAGCAGUAAGGGAAUCUACAAACUGUGUUGAAGCGUUACUGAAGGCUGGGGCUGAUGUGAAUGUACAGAAUACUACAGGUGACACGCCACUUCAUGCAGCAGCAGCAGCAGCAGGGUGGGGAACUGCAGAGUUUGUUGAAGAGUUACUGAAGGCUGGGGCUGAUGUGAAUGUACAGAAUAAUAGAGGUGACACGCCACUUCAUGCAGCAGCAGCAGAAGAAGGGUGGGGAUCUGGGGAGUCUGUUGAAGUGUUACUGAAGGCCGGGGUUAAUGUGAAUGUACAGAAUAAUACAGGUGACACGCCACUUCAUGCAGCAGCAGCAGCAGCAGCAUGGUGGGGAUCUGCAGACUAUGUUGAAAUGUUACUGUUGUCCGGGGCUGAUGUGAAUGUACAGAAUAAUACAGGUGACACACCACUUCAUGCAGCAGCAGCAGGAGCAGGGUGGGGAUCUACAGAGGGUGUUGAAGGGUUACUGAUUGCCGGGGCUGAUGUGAAUGUACAGAAUAAUACAGGUGACACGCCACUUCAUAAAGCAGCAGUGAGGGGAUCUACAGAUUGUAUUGAUGUAUUACUGAAGGCUGGAGCUGAUGUGAAUAUACAGAAUAAUGCAGGUGACACACCACUUCAAAAGCAGCAGUGAGGGGAUCUACAGAUGUACUUCAACAUGUCCGUCUAGCUUCUAUAGACUCCCUGAUGUAAUGUACAGAAUAUAGUGUGAAUGUAGUGUAGUUGCAACCUUCAACAUGUUCGUCUAGCUUCUACAGACUCCCUGGUAUAAUGUACAGAAUAUAUUGUAAAAGUAGUGUAGUUGCAGCCUUCAACAUGUUCGUCUAGCUUCUAAAGACUCCCUGGUGUAAUGUACAGACAAUAGUGUGAAUGUAGUGUAGUUGCAGCCUUCAACAUGUUCGUCUAGCUUCUAUAGACUCCCUGGUGUAAUGUACAGAAUAUAGUGUGAAUGUAGUGUAGUUGCAACCUUCAACAAGUUCGUCUAGCUGAUAGACUCUCGGGUGUAAUGUACAGAAUAUAGUGUGAAUGUAGUGCAGUUGCAACCUUCAAAAUGUCCGUCUAGCUUCUAUAGACUCCCUGAUGUAAUAUAGAGGAAUAUAGUGUGAAUGUAGU